CCCCGCCCCGGGCCAUGGCCCAGCCCUUGUCCCGGCCCCUGGUCCCAUCCCGGUCCGGUCCUUGGCCCCCGACCCCGCCCUCUCCCCACUUCCCAAAUCGGUUCCAGCUCCGGCCUGGGUCCCAGCGAAUGCCCAGAUCCGGGUCCCAGCUCAGGCCCCCACUCCAGUCCCAGUCCCAGUCCCAGUCCCAAUCCCAAUCCCAGUCCCUGGCCUGGCUCCCGUCCCAGCCCCUGCACCUGUUUCACCUCCUUUCCCAAAUCCCAGCCCAGCCCCUGUCCCAACCCCAUUCUCAGUAUUUACUGAAGGCGGGGGCCCAAUCCCUGCCCUUGGUCCAGUCCCCAUCACAGCCCCUCCUUCCACCACAUCGCUUACCCUUAUACAAGCUCCAGUGCCCAGCCCAGCCCAACUCUUUACCCCAGUCUUUGUCCUCAUCUCUGUGUUUACCAAAGUCUCUCCCACUACCUACCACUCUCUCUCAUACCCUACCCUUCUCCCAGCCUCGACUCAGGUCUGGGCUCCAGCUGCCAUCAGCCUUACUGCUGCUGUUGCUGUUGUCUGUCCUUGGCCCAGGGGCUGGAGGCCUCUUCCUGACUGACUACUCCACCUGCUCACCCCGCAAGCUGAGUCCCUUCCGCUCCUUUGCCAGCACUGAGCUCUUCCACUUCCAUGUUCCCGAAGACACGUUCCUGGCUGUGUGGAACCUCAUCAUCUUCAAAGAGCAGGGGGGCACCUUUGGGGACCACUGCCCAGACCAAAGUGUGACCGUGUAUUUCCGGUCUGGGGCACCGCCUGUCAUCAACCCCCUGCACACACACUUUCCAGGGGACACGGCUGUGCCUGGGGUUUUCUCACUGACCCUCAGCUGGACUCUGCCCAAUCGCACCUCUGGCAUCUUUAACGUCAGCAGCCCCUUACCUGGGGACUGGUUCUUGGCUGCCCACCUUCCCCAGGCCCAUGGCCACAUCUCUGUCAAGGGUCUCCAGGAUGAGUGUCAGUACCUCCUUCAACCGCAGCUGAUUGUCCGGCGUUUGCUGGAUGUUGCCGUGCUGGUGCCUGGGCGACCCUCAGAGCAAACCCUCUCCCCCCACAAUCGCUCAGCCCUGUACAAGGUCUUUGUGCCCAGCUUCACUUACAGGGUUUCAGCACAGCUGGUGUGUGUGGGGGGCCGAGGGGCACCCGCUUGCCCCCUGACACUGCGCCUACGUCCCAAGGCCCCACCCCUGCACAACUCAAGCUCUGUGGCCUGCGGAGGUGCCUCAGUAUGCCAGCUGGAGCUGGCUCUGCCCCCCUGGGGGCACUGGGUCUACGUGCGCGUGGAGACACCAUCCCGGGGCCCGGGCAGGACCAUCCGCUUCCAGCUGUGUGUGCGGUUGCAAGAGUGCCCACAGCCCAGCCUGUCCCGUGCCUUGGUCCCUGGAGCUGCCAUGAACAUGCCCCAGUCGCUGGGCAACCAGCCGCUGCCCCCAGAGCCGCCAUCCCUCGGGGCCCCUGCCGAGGGGCCUGGGGCCACAUCCCCACCCGAGCACUGCUGGCCAGUGCGCCCGACGCUGCGCAAUGAGCUGGACACCUUCUCCGUCCAUUUCUACAUCUUCUUUGGCCCCAGUGUGGCCCUUCCCCCUGAGCGCCCAGCCGUGUUUGCCCUGAGGCUGCUGCCAGUGCUGGACAGCGGAGGCGUCCUCAGCCUGGAGCUCCAGCUCAAUGUGAGCUCCCUGCAUCAGGAAAAUGUGACAGUGUUCGGAUGCCUAACUCACGAGGUGCCCCUGAGUCUGGGGGAUGCAGCAGUGACCUGUUCUAAAGAGUCCCUGGCCGGCUUCCUUCUCACGGUCAGCGCCACCUCCAGAGUGGCUAGGCUGCGAAUCCCAUUCCCUCAAACGGGGACCUGGUUCUUGACGCUGCGCUCGCUGUGUGGGGUGGGGCCUCGGUUUGUGCGGUGCCGGAACGCCACGGCUGAGGUGCGGCUGCGCACCUUCCUGUCCCCGUGCGUGGAUGACUGCGGGCCCUACGGCCAGUGCAAGCUGCUGCGCACGCAUAACUACCUGUACGCGGCCUGCGAGUGCAAAGCCGGGUGGCGGGGCUGGGGCUGCACCGACAGUGCGGAUGCGCUCACGUAUGGAUUCCAGCUGCUGUCCACACUGCUGCUCUGCCUGAGCAACCUCAUGUUUUUGCCACCUGUGGUCCUGGCCAUUCGGAGCCGAUAUGUGCUGGAAGCGGCAGUCUACACCUUCACCAUGUUCUUCUCCACGUUCUACCAUGCCUGUGACCAGCCAGGCAUUGUGGUUUUCUGCAUCAUGGAUUACGAUGUGCUGCAGUUCUGUGAUUUCCUGGGCUCCUUAAUGUCCGUGUGGGUCACUGUCAUUGCCAUGGCUCGUUUGCAGCCUGUGGUCAAGCAGGUGCUGUACUUGCUGGGGGCCAUGCUGCUGUCCAUGGCUCUGCAGCUUGACCGGCAUGGACUCUGGAACCUGCUUGGACCCAGUCUCUUCGCCCUGGGGAUCUUGGCUACAGCCUGGACAGUCCGCAGCGUCCGCCGUCGGCACUGCUACCCACCCACAUGGCGCCGCUGGCUCUUCUACCUGUGCCCGGGCAGCCUCAUUGCGGGCAGUGCCGUCCUGCUAUAUGCUUUUGUGGAGACCCGAGACAACUACUUCUACAUUCACAGCAUUUGGCAUAUGCUCAUUGCCGGCAGUGUGGGCUUCUUGCUGCCCCCGCGUGCCAAGACUGAUCACCGGGUCCCAUCUGGAGCCCGGGCCCGGGGCUGCGGUUACCAGCUGUGCAUCAACGAGCAGGAGGAGCUGGGCCUUGUGGGCCCAGGAGGGGCCACGGUCAGCAGCAUCUGUGCCAGCUGAGAGGGGCUUUGGGCUGGCCCCUGGGGGACUUAAACCCUUCCUAGGGGAGGAGAGCCCUUCCUGGAGGUCUUCCUGGGAGCAUGGAGCCCUCCCAGGGGUAAGAGACAAGUGGUGUUUCUUGCGGACAUGGAGUCUUUCUUAAGGACGUGGAACUCUUGCAAGGACCUGGCAUACUUCCUGAGGGCCUGGAGUCCUGCUGCAUCUUGAAGACUGGAGCCUGGGUGGGGCCACAGAGCCCCCUCAGGACCAAGCAGUCCCUCUCAGGGGUGUGGAGCCCUUUCCCAGGCAUGUGGGGCCCCCUGAGAACAUGGAUUCCUUCCCAGGGAGAUAAAUGCCUCUCAGGACAUGGCAUCGUUCUUCAGGAAAUGAAGUCCAUCUUGGGGAAGCCGAGUCUUCAGAUCUUCCUAGCAGCCAGCAGCUCUGGCCUUGGUAUCUUCCCAGAGGCAUCAUUUGGGCUGUGCUGUGAGGGGAUUGCAGGGCAGGCGAGGCUGGGCCUGGAGCUGGGGCGGCUGGGAUCCUGAGACGAUGCAGGAGGAGUCUGGUGUGUCUCCAAUGAAGUAUUUGCUGGUUC
Sus scrofa (pig) is the source of this 3414-nucleotide messenger RNA. It is a transcript of the gene TMEM8B, whose product is annotated as transmembrane protein 8B. The record is from RefSeq and is a predicted model, not a curated record. Gene Ontology annotation, cellular component: membrane. Lineage: Eukaryota; Metazoa; Chordata; Mammalia; Artiodactyla; Suidae.